Arvicola amphibius (Eurasian water vole) is the source of this 4418-nucleotide messenger RNA. RefSeq names its product F-box protein 10 (gene Fbxo10). The coding region runs from base 109 to 2985 and encodes 958 amino acids. Lineage: Eukaryota; Metazoa; Chordata; Mammalia; Rodentia; Cricetidae. The transcript has 11 exons. Gene Ontology annotation, biological process: regulation of apoptotic process; protein ubiquitination; ubiquitin-dependent protein catabolic process. Gene Ontology annotation, molecular function: protein binding. The record is from RefSeq and is a predicted model, not a curated record.
CUCGCGGCGAAGUCGGUCCUCCUGGCGACGCGCCGCAGUCCUCGGGCAGCCCUGCGGCUUCCAGGGCGUCGCGGCCGGGGGCGCGCAGCGCCGCUCCCUGAGGUGAUCAUGGAAACAGGUGGCCUCCCCCUGGAGCUGUGGCGUGUGAUCUUAGCCUACCUGCACCUGCCUGACCUGGGCCGCUGCAGCCUGGUUUGCAGGGCCUGGUAUGAGCUGAUCCUCAGCCUUGACAGUACCCGCUGGCGGCAGCUGUGUCUGGGCUGCACCGAGUGCCGCCACCCCAACUGGCCCAACCAGCCCGAUGUGGAGCCUGAGUCCUGGCGGGAGGCCUUCAAGCAACACUACCUGGCCUCCAAGACCUGGACCAAGAAUGCGCUGGACUUGGAGUCCUCCAUCUGCUUCUCUCUGUUCCGCAGGAAGAGGGAGCGCCGCACCUUGAAUGUUGGGCCAGGCCAUGAGUUUGACAGCCUAGGCAGUGCCUUAGCCAUGGCCAGCCUCUAUGAUCGAAUCGUGCUCUUCCCAGGUGUGUACGAGGAGCAAGGCGAAAUCAUCCUGAAGGUGCCAGUGGAGAUUGUGGGCCAAGGGAAGUUGGGUGAGGUGGCCCUGCUUGCCAGCAUUGACCAGCACUGCUCAACCACACGCGUGUGCAAUCUUGUCUUCAUGCCAGCCUGGUUCUCACCAAUCAUGUAUAAGACCACGUCGGGUCACAUCCAGUUUGACAACUGCAACUUUGAGAAUGGACACAUCCAGGUCCAUGGCCCGGGGACCUGCCAAGUGAAAUUUUGCACCUUCAAAAACACCCAUGUCUUUCUGCACAAUGUGCCCUUAUGCAUGCUGGAAAACUGUGAGUUUGUGGGCAGCGAAAACAACUCUGUAACUGUUGAGGGUCACCCGUCGGCAGAUAAAAACUGGGCCUACAAGUACCUGCUGGGCCUUAUCAAGUCCUCUCCCAUCUUGCUCCCUGCAGAAGACAAUGAGUUUUUAAUGUCCUUGGACCUAGAGAGCCGGGACCAGGCCUGGAGCCCAAGGACCUGCGACAUUGUCAUCGAGGGCAGCCAGAGUCCUACGAGCCCAGCCUCUAGCUCUCCAAAACCGGACUCCAAGACUGGCUCCCAGGAGGCAGAAGUGGGCAGCGAUGGGGAGAGGGUGGCCCAGACUCCAGAGAGCAGCGAUGGUGCCCUGAGCCCCAGCGGGGAGGGGGAGGACGAGGACGAUGAGCAGCUCACGUACAGACUGACCUACCAGGUGCAGGGCCCACGCCCUGUUCUGGGUGGCUCCUUUCUGGGCCCUCCGCUACCAGGAGCAUCCAUUCAGCUGCCCAGCUGUCUCGUGCUGAACUCACUGCAUCAGGAGCUGCAGAAGGACAAGGAAGCGAUGGCGCUAGCCAGCUCUGUUCAGGGCUGCCUCAUCCGCAAGUGCCUCUUCCGGGAUGGGAAGGGUGGCGUCUUCGUCUGCUCUUACGGCCGAGCCAAGAUGGAAGGGAACAUCUUCCGGAACCUGACUUACGCAGUGCGGUGUAUACACAAUAGCAAGAUUGUCAUGCUGAGGAAUGACAUUUACCGCUGCCGGGCAUCAGGCAUCUUUCUUCGAUUGGAGGGUGGAGGCUUGAUCGCUGGCAACAACAUUUACCACAACGCAGAGGCUGGUGUGGACAUUCGGAAGAAAUCCAACCCACUCAUCCUGUGUAACCAGAUCCACCACGGUCUUCGAUCUGGUAUUGUUGUCCUUGGCAAUGGGAAAGGCGUCAUCAGGAACAACCAGAUCUUUUCAAAUAAGGAAGCGGGCAUUUAUAUCCUGUACCACGGAAAUCCAGUUGUGAGUGGAAACCACAUCUUCAAGGGACGCGCAGCUGGCAUCGCAGUGAACGAGAAUGGCAAGGGCCUCAUUACAGAAAAUGUCAUCCGCGAGAACCAAUGGGGAGGGGUAGACAUCCGCCGUGGCGGCGUCCCUGUCCUCAGGAGCAACCUCAUCUGCUUUGGCUACUCAGACGGUGUGGUCGUGGGUGACGAAGGCAAAGGACUGAUAGAGGGAAACACCAUCUAUGCUAACAAAGGCUGUGGUGUGUGGAUGAUGUCCUCCAGCCUGCCCCAUGUCACCAGCAACCAUGUGAGCUACAAUGGCCUGUAUGGAGUGGCAGUGUUCAGCCAGAAAGAUGGCUCUGGUGAGUUCCCUGGAGGUCACGGGGCCCAGGAGAACUUCAGUGAGGAUGGGGAUGCCAUCCUCUGGGAAACAGAGCUGGAGAAAGAGGACGACCCACUGCGCAGGCCCGUCACCGUAGCUCUUGUGGAGUCCAACAGUAUUAAUCACAAUGGAGCGUCAGGACUCUUUGUCCAGAGCAGCGAGGCACUGCAGGUCGUCACCAAUGUGAUCCAUGCCAAUGGGGACAGAGGCAUCACCAUUGUUCAGAGCAGCCAGCUCACGCGGGUGACCAACAACAGCAUCUCCUGCAACCGCCAGAGUGGGGUCAAGGUCGAAGCCCAGUGCAAGGUGGAGCUGCGGGGCAACGGUAUCUAUGACAAUAGAGGCCACGGCAUCAUUACCAAGGGUGACAGUACUGCUGUUGUGGAAAAUGACAUCAUUGGCAACCGGGGAAGUGGACUGCAGUUGCUGCCCAGGUCUGACACUAAGGUCCUGAAGAACCGGAUCCACUCCUUCCGCGCCUAUGGCAUUGCAGUGCGGGGCCGUGCUAAGGCCCUGGUGCAGGAGAACAUCAUCUUCCAGGGCAAGACCAACAAGACCAUCUUCCAGCAGAUCACUAACAACCGAGAAUGCAUCAUGCAGAACAAUAAGUUCCUGGUCUUCAAGAAGAAGUCUGACACUUGGCGCCUGGUGAAUCCUCCAGCACGGCCUCACCUUGAAAACUCAGUCAGGGGCUCCUCUGGGUCCCACAGUGGGCAGAAGGUGACAGCCAUGGCGACCAGGAUCACAGCCCGUGUGGAAGGUGGUUACCACAGCAACCGCAGCAUCUUCUGUACCAUCCUGUAAGCAAGAAGACUUGCCUCAGCCCCAGGCCCCAGUGGGCACUCAGAAGAGCUAGAGGCUGACUCUUGGGAUGGAAGUUAAGCCUGGGAAGACUCCCAGCCCCACCCCUAUCCUACACACCACCACUCCUGAAAAGAGGGUCCUAGGCCUCCUGGGGACUGAGAACAAGGUACUUCUAAACCCUUUACUCCACAGCCUUCAUCAGGAAGGACCUUGGAAACAUUCCCCCCAGGAGAAAGAGCAAGAGCAAUUGGGAGUGUUCCAGCAGUUAGAGGUUAUGCAGAGCUAGGGAGACUCAGACAAUACAUGCAGAUUUUAGGUCAAUUAUUCCACACUACAGAGAACCUCACUCUACACAGACCAAACCUAGACUCCUCUCAGGGAAGAGAGUCCUUCUGGUCGAGGGAAGUAACUGUGUUGAGGGACAAUGGCUGCCUUUCCUGGACCUGCCCUCUCGGUCCCUCAGGAGACGGGACCUGCCUCCCAGCUGCCGCUGGGGACUGCAGUGUUUUUAUUAAAGACAGUUCUAGACUGGCACAUGGCCCUGGGAACAAGGAAGGGGCUGGGAGCAAGAAGGUCCUCCUGAAAAGAUGUCCCAGGAAUGACCAGGGGACAUGCUAAAAUAAGAGGGGCAGGCGGCUGCCUUCAGGUGUGCUGGCAGGUGCUGGGCUGGGCCGUGUGAAGAAGAACGAAGCUCCACUGUCCCCAAGGAGCCCCCAGGUUCAAAGCAUUAGCUCAGUGCCUGCCACAGGAUUCGGGCUGUGUGUGGACACAUAUUCCAGCUGCCCCUGCAAGCUCCAGCCUGUCUAGGUGGGGGUGCCCUCCAGCGUGUCUGUAUCCUCAUGGAUGACCAGCUGCCUUGACCAGCCCUACCGUGUUCCCCACUCUGUGCCUUGGCUUGAGCUUAUUUUCCUUCCCGGCAUGCCCUCCCAGCUAUCUCCAUGUGUGCAGGCCCCACCCUUCACUCCAGGGUUAGCUCAGACACUGCCACCUCCAUGUGACUCUCCCGUUGCCCUGGUGAUAGUGUCCCCCCCCCCCCCCGAACCUCACCCUCCCUCUCCCUCUCAGGGCACUGAGCACUUUCUGCUUUGCUUUGGAACUCUCUGGGUCCAUACCCUGUCCUGCCUGUUUACCUGUGAGCUCUCUGAAGGUAGAGCCCCUUCUGUGUCCUUAAGUCCCAGCCCAGAGCCAGAGUUGUUAGUGGCCUAAGUGAUGGGAAGGCCCACUCCCAAAGGCUUCCCUAGACAGUACUGUGAAUGUGACAAGCUUUGAGAGCCAGGUGGGCUUGGACCCCACUGUGGAAGGGGACUGCAUGCAGGGCUAGCUCCGCCUUGAUGACCCCUUUCCCACCUGGCCUUCACUGCAGGGCCCUCCAGCCUUUGGGGUCACUGUCCUACACUGGACCAGAUCCCAUGCUGGUUCUGUGGAGCCCUAGG